Arachis stenosperma is the source of this 894-nucleotide messenger RNA. RefSeq lists its product as uncharacterized. The transcript has 2 exons. Bases 1 to 894 code for a protein of 297 amino acids. The record is from RefSeq and is a predicted model, not a curated record. NCBI's taxonomy places the organism in Eukaryota, Viridiplantae, Streptophyta, Magnoliopsida, Fabales, Fabaceae.
AUGGAUAUGGAGGUGUUGCAUAGCACUCCUACUGAGACGUUAGGUUCUCACUCCCUUUCUUUUCCCAUACUGUCUCCAGAGGAACAUGGCACAGCGGAUAGAGACGACGCAGUGUCCCCCGAAGGAAACCUAAGGCAAGCCAAAGAAGCCCACCAGUCAGAAGAUCGAAUCAAGGGUAAGUGCAUAAUUAAUGGAGCUCCUUUAACUAUCCUAUACGAUACUGGUGCUUCUCAUUCAUUUAUAUCUCUAUCUGCUACUAGUAGAAUCAGUUUAUGCAUGACCAAACUACCAUAUGCCCUACUAGUGACCACCCCAGCCGGUAAGAGUGUCGAAACUCAGCAGGUUUGUCAGAGGGUCUGCAUCCUCAUUUCAGAUAGAUCAUACCUUGCUGACCUAGUGUGCCUCCCUUUAGUAGGAUUAGACAUCAUCCUAGGAAUGGAUUGGCUCAACAAAAACCGAGUCUUGUUAGAUUGUUUUGAGAGAAAAGUCAUCUUCCCUUCUCAAUCCAUACAAGACACACGUGAUCUUCCAAGAUCCUCCGAAGACACACGUACAAGGCAAGGAUAUGCCUUGCUAAAUUCGGUAAAAGCAGAUUCCCAUCAGGAGUUCUGUGAGAUACCAGUAGUACAAGACUUUUUAGAUAUCUUUCCCGAAGAUAUACCCUCGUUUCCCCCAACACGAGAGGUUGAGUUCUCCAUAGAACUGAUGCCUGGGACAGGGUCAAUCUCCACAGCCCCUUACUGGAUGGCUCCAUUGGAACUCGCUGAACUGAAGAACCAACUAGAGGAGCUGCUGCAAAAAAGGAUUCAUCCGACCAAGUGCCUCUCCCUGGGGAGCUCCAGUAUUGCUCGUGAAGAAAAGGGACGGCAGCAUGCGUCUCUGCGUGGACUAUAG